AUGGCGCUGCUCGAGCAGCUGUUAAACGUCGCCGUGCUCGCGGGGUCGUCGAACGCCGGCGCGCUUCUCACGGCGAAGGCGCCGAAAAUCGCGGACCCGGAAAAUCUGAUCACGGAAUCGAUGUCGAUCGAGAAGAUUCGUUGGAGGACGCUGCCCGCGUACGAGGAGGUGCUCGCCCCCGCGGCGAGCGCGCAGGCGUUCGCGAAGCACGUCCACGCGACGUUCGCGAAGAGCGUGAUGCAGGCGUGGGAGUCGAAGUACCUGUCGCACUGCCCGGAGCAACCCGCGUCAUCGCUCAUGACCGCGCUGCAGCACCUCGGGGAGGGAACGUCGAAGGUCGCCGGCGGCGCGGGAGGCGGCCGCGCGACCGUGCCGAGCGCGGAAGCCGACGUUCAAGCCGCGAUGCGGGGUCUUCACGACACUAUGGGCGCGCUGGAGGGGUUGAACGCGGCGUUGGCCGCGCCGGCGGCGGCGCGGCCGCCGCCGCCGCCGCCGUUUUCGCCGUCGCCGGAGAUGACGAGCUCGAUCGUCGAGAUGGGGUUCUCGCACGCGCAGGCGAGGGCGGCGUUAGUCGCGGUCAGAGGGCAGAGUAUCGAGCUCGCGAUGGAAUGGCUGUUCACGCAUCCGGAGCAGGCUGCGGAGGCGGACGCCGAAGCCGCCGCCGCGGAGGCGCCGACGGAGCCGCCACCGGCGGCGGCGGCGGACGGCGCGGAAGCGCCCGCGGCGGAGACGCCCGCGGCGGAGACGCCCGCGGCGGAGACGCCCGCGGCGGAGACGCCCACAGCGGAGACGCCCGCGGCGGAGACGACGACGUCGCCGCCGCCGACCGCGAGCGCGGACGCGGACGCGGACAUGAUGCGCGCGCUCGCGAUGUCCAUGGGCGAGGAGGAGGAGAUCGAAGCCGCGGCGGAGAAGGAAAAGGCGGAGGACGAAGAGGCGAAGAAAGAGGAGAGCGCCCCCGCGAAGCCGCCGCCGCUUCCCGAGCCGCUCGACGUCGACCCGUCGUCAUUACCCUCGCCCGCGGCGAUGAUCCCUCCGCUGUUGCGGCUGUCCGAGCGCAACGAAGCGAUGGCUUUCGCGGGCGCGGAUCUCCUCGUGAAGGCGUUUAAACGCGCGGACGGGGACGCACGGACCUCCGCGGUGCGCGCGCUCGUGCAAGCCGUGCGCUCGCAGAGCGCGCAGCUCAAGUACGGCGACGACGAGGAGACGCACGCGAAGCGCCUGUGCACGGCGGUCCAUCUCCUCGCGCUGGUGCUCGUGGAAGACCCGGACGCGAGAGAUCCCGCGGCGGAGGAGGACGUGGUGGACCUCGCGCUCGCGACGCUGGAGGAAUUUCAAGCCGCGCGCGCGGCGGAUCCCGAGACGGGGAAACCGAGCGACUGCGGGAAGGCGAUGAUGCCGUGGUGGGCGAGCGGGAUGCUGCUCGUGCUCGACACGAUGUCGCAGUGGCGCAUGAUCAACACGGAGGACGCGGCGGGCGACGGGAAGAAGGAAAAGGAGAACGACGCGGGCGGCGAGAAGGAGAAAGAGAAAGCCGCGGAGGAUACGAAACCCGCCGAGAAGACGUCGCCCGCGAAAAAGCCGAUCGCGGACGUCAUCGGCGGCGACCCGGCGGGGUACCUCGACGAACCCUCGCGCGUCCGCGCGACGAAGCUGUGCGUGAACAUCCUGCGACUCACGGAGAAGUACGGCGACGUCACCCCUGGGGUGACGAUCGCGAGCGCGAGAACGUCGGACGCGGACGUCGGCGGCGUCCAAGCGGCGUUACAGCUGUUGUCGCACCUCACGCUGUCGCACGCGCGCGCGAAGCAAGUCUUAGACGCCGGGUGCUUACGGUUGCUUCUCGACCUUCCCGCGCGGUUCGCGUUCCCCGCGUACGACGCCCUCGCGGCGUCCAUCUUACGGCACAUCGUGGAGGACGUCAACACGUUACAGUCCGCGAUGGAGGCGGAGAUUCACGCCGCGCUCAGCGGGCCCGGGCACGCGCGCGGACGGACGACGAUGCUCGCGGCGUUGUCGUCGCUGAGGCCGGUGAUAUCGCGCGAUCCGGUGUGUUUCCUCGCCGCGAUGGAGAAGUGCUGCACGUUCAAGGAGGUGGACGGGAGGAGGGUCAUCUCGUUGAAGCCUCCGGGGGAGACGACGACGGGCGCGGCGGCGGCGGCGGCGGCGGCGGUGGCGGGCGGAAAGAAAUCCGCGGACGGCAAAACCGACGCGUCCGCGCCUGCGGAGCAACCUCCCGCGGUCAAGAGCGCGAAACCGACGCAAAAGGUGAAGAUCUCGUCCACGUUCAUCGCCGUCAUCGACGCGCUCGCGAACGCGGUGCUCGGGUACCCUCCCCCCCCGGCGGCGGAUAAGGCGGCGGCGGACGAGACGCCCGCCGGCGAAGGCGCCGUCGCGAUGGACGUCAACGGCGGCGACGCCGCGCCGCCCGCGGGGACCGCGCGCAUCGGAGACACGAACGUCCCCGUCACCGCGCCGUCGCUCG
This is a messenger RNA of Micromonas pusilla CCMP1545, 2485 nucleotides long. RefSeq lists its product as uncharacterized. Gene Ontology annotation, molecular function: protein binding. NCBI's taxonomy places the organism in Eukaryota, Viridiplantae, Chlorophyta, Mamiellophyceae, Mamiellales, Mamiellaceae. The transcript has a single exon. The annotation marks the transcript as partial. The record is from RefSeq and is a predicted model, not a curated record.